Molecule: messenger RNA, 1128 nt
Organism: Macroventuria anomochaeta
Lineage: Eukaryota; Fungi; Ascomycota; Dothideomycetes; Pleosporales; Didymellaceae
Product: GroES-like protein
Exons: 3
Coding region: 267-1073 (268 amino acids)
Source: RefSeq, a predicted model, not a curated record
CUGACAGAACGGCCGAGUUCAGCCUUGCACGCUAACAUCACCUCAUGAGCAGCUAACAGGAGCAGGCAUUUUAUCCAAGAUGGCGUCGUCGCAAUCUUUGAGCACAUGGUCUCACUCAUAUUGUCGAUCAUCAUGGCCGGACACAUGAAGGCUGCGCAGAUUCUAGAGGUAAUGUGACGUCAUCGAUGUAAAAGGAAGGCAUUGUUGGCCUUGAAUGCAGUUCGAUAAGCUGUAUCAGCUCUGUGAGAGACCAAUACCUACGUGUGAUGAGCAUGAUCUUCUUGUUCAGGUGCAUGCUGCUGGAUUUUGUCAUUCGGAUCUGCAGGUCCUGCAAGAUCAAAUUCCCAGCAAGCCUGCCAAUGAUUCCAUCUCCCGAACUAGCAGACAAAAUUUUGCAAGUUGGCGCUCAAGUUCAUGGCAGCUGGAAGUUUGGCGAUCCUGUCUGGGUUUUGAACUUCAAAAAUGCGUGUCGGCAAUGUAUAGGGUGCCAACAGCACAUGAAGAGGUCGUCACGCACACGCAUCGAUCCUCGAUUCUGCGAGAGAAGGCAGAUGGUUGGCUUCAAGCAUGAUAGUGCCUUCGCUGAUUACAUGUUAGCCGAUCCUGAGACCACCAUCCAUUUGCCUGAAGGGGUCUCAUUUGAACAAGGAGCACCUCUGGUGUGCGCUGGAGCGACUGCCUUGGGCGCAUUACAAAAGUUGAGACCAGACGUCAAAAGUGGCGAAGCGAUUGCUAUCGUAGGUGUUGGAGGUAUCGGCCACCUCAUAGUACAAUUCGCCAAGGAAGUGGGUUUCCGCGCCGUAGCCAUCGAUAAUCGGGAAGAAAGUCGACAACUAGCUCUGGAUGUUGUCGACCACCUGAAGCCGGAUCUCGUGGUUGACUCCAUGGCCAGCGAUGCAGAGCCUUGUCGACAGGUAUUUGCACAAGUCAAUGAAAGGCAGAAUAGCCAUAUAAGUAGCACGAUAGACUUCAGCAGGACGGACACACCGACCGAAGUGCACUCUCAUAUCACAGAAAAGCUCGGACGCUGCAGCUACCAGUCCUUCUCUGAGUCGAGCCUGGGAGACCUUUAGAGUGAUUUUAGCUGUCCUAGAAGCAGGCAUGACUUGACUACCUCCCAUGAUUUGG